AUGCCAAAAAUCAAUAGCAACAACAUUAUCUCUUCUGUUCGUCAUCUUUCCGCAUCUUAUCCUCCUAAUGACAACAACAACAAUAAUAAUGACUUAGCAAGCGUCAAUCAUCGGUUUUUAGAUGAAUUGAUAUCAAAAAUCGAACCACUCAUCAAAAAUAAAGUUGACCAAUACACCAAUCUUUCCCUUCUUGAUUUGAUCACACCAAAAGCUAAAUCAAGAAAAGGAAAAACUCCACGGCCUCAAAACCCAUUUGUGCUGUAUCGUCGCAACGUACAAGCAAAACUUAUUCGAGCGUAUGGAAAGGAAAUUGGUGGAGAUUUGGCUACAAUAUCAAAAGCUGCUGCUGAAAGUUGGAAAAAAGAAUCCGCUGAAGUCCACAAAAUCUUCGAGUUUAUUGCCAAUCUCGCAAAGGCUGUGCAUGAAGAAGUUUUUCCGAAUUAUGUGUAUAAACCAAAGAAGAGACGGACUAAAGGUCCAAUUUACGAUAUGGAUGACGACGAAAAAGAGUUGCUUUUAAAUGUCUCUCAAAGUUAUCAGAAUCUUUGCGCUUCUAAUGUAUCAUCUGUGGAUAACUAUCAUCAUUUUUAUUCUGAUAAUUCUCAAUAUAGUAAUUGCCCUUGUCAUAUUGCUCCUCAAUCGUCAAUAAUUGGUCUUCCUCCUAUACACAAUAACCUCAAUAAUAAUGUUUACUUACCUCCUUUAAAAAUGAAUUCUCAAAAAACUUCCUCUCCAUUAAUUCAUCUCCCUUCAAUUUCCCAGUCUAAUUCUAAUAAUAGUAAUAGUUAUCUCACAGCAACAACAAAUGUUCCCACAGAAAAUGAAUCAUAUGUUGUAUUAAUGGCCGCGCGUUUUUAUCAAUGCGCGAAUUUUACGGGACCUUACGUCGAGGUUAUUUCACCUGAACCACGUUGUCAAACCUUCGAAUUAUCGACUACAGUUUCGAGUGUAAAAGCAACCUCUGCUAAACUAAUUGUACAAUACUAUUCACAUCCAAAUUGUUGCGGGAGAGAAAUGUUGAAGACUGUUGGUGACGAAUCAAAUUUUAAGAAGAGUUUGAACAUUCUAUCGGAAUCACUUGGAGAUUAUGAAAAACAACCAAAAUCACUAGAUUCCAAUCGUAAAUUAUUCGAGCCAAAUGGUAAAGAUAAGUUUGAAAGAGCCUCAAACAUUGAUGAGAUUUUCUAUUUGGUUAAACAAAAUUGGGGCAACAACUUCUCUGCUCCAAUGAAGCAAAUACUCGAGAGUGGUGCUAAUGUAUUGGAUGUCAGCUGUGGUCCAGGUAUGUGGGUCUUAGAAAUGGCCUCGGAUUAUACAAACUCAACUUUUACUGGUAUUGAUGAAGAUAACUGCUAUCCGACUGGAACGAAGCCUAUUAAUGCAUCUUUUUGUCACAUGUCUUCAACGAAGCAACUUCUUAUACGUGAAGAAACUUUCGAUUAUGUUCAUUACUGUGAAAUUGAAGCGGAACCUCAUAAUUUGCCAAUCAUUGUUAAAGAACUCCGACGUGUGACUAAGAUAAAUGGAUGGGUCGAAUUGCUUGUUAAUGGAAGUGGACAUAAUGCUGUGAAAAUUUUGGGUAAAGCGCAUUUUUCUGAUGUAAACUUUGAUCAAAGACCAAUUUACGAUCAUGGUUAUAGUGCUUCUGAUACCAAUGAACGCGAGAAAGCAAUUUUAACUCGCAUAUAUGCCAAAAGAGUGUCAUAG
Ambispora gerdemannii is the source of this 1707-nucleotide messenger RNA. NCBI's taxonomy places the organism in Eukaryota, Fungi, Glomeromycota, Glomeromycetes, Archaeosporales, Ambisporaceae. The record is from the annotation of a GenBank genome assembly.